AUGACUCACAAGACUCGUGCUGUUAUUGUUGCAGCUCAAAGAACACCUAUUGGCUCCUUCCUUGGAAAACUCUCAGGUUUUGAUGCUCCUAAAUUGGGAUCAUUGGCCAUUCGUUCCGCAACUCAAAAAGCUGGAGUUGCUCUUUCCGAAGUGCAAGAAGUCAUCAUGGGUAAUGUAGUCUCAGCAAAUUUGGGUCAGGCACCAGCUCGUCAAGCAAGUAUUCAUGCUGGACUUCCUGAUAGUGUUAUUUGUACAACCGUGAAUAAGAUGUGUGCAUCGGGAAUGAAAGCAGUCAUGUACGGAUCGCAAAACAUUGAAUUGGGCAUUCAUAAUUGUGUGGUUGCUGGUGGUUUUGAAUCCAUGUCCAAUGCUCCAUAUUAUAUUCCUCAAGGCCGAUCAGGCUAUCGAUUGGGUGAUGGUAAAUUGGUUGACUCCAUUCUCAAGGAUGGUUUAACUGAUGCCUAUAAUGGAGAGCAUAUGGGUUGGUGUGCCGAGCAAACAGCCAAAUUAUAUGGAAUUACACGUGAAGAACAAGAUGCCUAUGCCAUUGAAUCCUACAAAAGAGCUACUGAAGCCAAUGAAAAGGGAUACAUGUCCGGAGAAUUAUUCUCCAUUGCAUUGCCUUCAAAGAAGAAGGGUGAGCAAACUCAAUACAUUCAACUCGAUGAGGAGUUUUCAAAUAUUAAUUUGGAAAAGGUCCCACAAUUGAAACCAGCAUUUGUUAAGGAAAAUGGUACAGUCACAGCUGCCAAUAGCUCAAAACUGUCAGACGGUGGUGCUGCUUUGAUCUUGAUGAGUGAAGAAAAAGCCAAGAAAGCAGGUAUAAGACCAAUUGCAAGAAUUUUGGGAUAUGGAGAUGCGGAAAAGGCUCCUAUUGAUUUCACAACUGCACCAUCCUCGGCCAUUCCAGUCGCUUUGAAGCAUGCUGGAGUUUUGCAAAGUGAUGUGAAUUUGUGGGAAAUUAAUGAAGCAUUCAGUGCUGUUGCUUUGGUCAAUAUGAAACUUUUGGGCUUGGAUGUCAAUACUGUCAACAUUUUCGGAGGAGCUGUUGCCUUGGGACACCCAAUUGGUUGUAGUGGUGCCAGAAUUCUCUGUACUCUUAUUAGUGCUUUGAAACACCGAAAACAACAAGUGGGUUGUGCUGCCAUUUGUAAUGGAGGUGGUGGUGCUAGCUCUGUCGUCAUUGAAUUGCUUUAA
Messenger RNA from Naegleria lovaniensis, 1197 nucleotides. RefSeq lists its product as uncharacterized. Gene Ontology annotation, molecular function: acetyl-CoA C-acetyltransferase activity. The record is from RefSeq and is a predicted model, not a curated record. NCBI's taxonomy places the organism in Eukaryota, Heterolobosea, Eutetramitea, Acrasida, Naegleriidae. Bases 1 to 1197 code for a protein of 398 amino acids. Gene Ontology annotation, biological process: fatty acid beta-oxidation. The transcript has a single exon.